GCCGGAAGCGCUGGGGCCGUGGCUGCCGGGGCGAUGGCGGCGGCCCUGCGGCGGCGGGACGGGGCCGCGCUCCGCGGGGCGGCGGCUCCCUGAGCGGGGCGGGACCGGACCCUCCUCCUCUUCUCCUUCACCUCCUCCUCCUCCUCCUCGCCCGCCUCCCCCCCGGCUCAGAGCCAUGGUGUCAUGGAAAGGGAUAUACUUUGUACUUGCACUGUUCUUGGGAAGUUUUUUUGGAAGCAUAUUCAUGCUCGGGCCCUUAAUACCUUUGAUGUUCAUCUCGCCAGCCUGGUAUCGUUGGAUCACCGACUGCGUUGUGGCCACGUGGCUCACACUCCCAGUGGCCUUGCUGGAAAUGGUAUUUGGUGCCAAGGUGGUUGUCACUGGUGAUGGAUUUGUUCCUGGAGAAAGGAGUGUCAUCAUCAUGAACCAUCGUACCCGAAUGGACUGGAUGUUCCUGUGGAACUGCCUGCUGCGAUACAGCUACCUCAGACUCGAGAAAAUCUGUCUCAAAUCCAGUCUCAAAAGCAUUCCGGGAUUUGGCUGGGCGAUGCAGGUUGCUGCCUUUGUUUUCAUUCAGAGAAAGUGGGAAGAUGACAAGAACCACUUUGAACAAAUGUUGGAUUAUUUCUGUGACAUUCGUGAACCACUACAGCUCCUCAUCUUUCCAGAAGGAACCGAUCUCACAGCCAAUACCAAAGCCCGCAGUAAUGAAUUUGCUGAAAAGAAUGGACUUCAGAAAUAUGAGUAUGUCUUACAUCCACGAACCACUGGAUUCACUUUUGUGGUGGAGCGACUGAGGGAAGGUGACAAUCUCGACGCUAUCCAUGACAUAACUGUGGCAUACCCCCAAAACAUUCCUCAGACGGAGAAGCACCUCUUCUAUGGAAACUUCCCAAAGGAGAUUCACUUCCAUGUCCAGAGGUAUCCCAUAGAGACAGUGCCCACUUCCAAGGAAGAGCUGCAACUUUGGUGCCGUAAGCGCUGGGAAGAGAAAGAGGAGAGACUCCGAAGCUUCUAUGAAGGUGGAAAGUGCUUCAGUGCGACAGGGCAAGGCAUUAUUCCGCCAUGUAAAUCCGAGCUCAGGGUCCUUGCGGUGAAGUGCGCCUCGCUCCUGUACUGGAUGCUGUUCCCACUGGGUGUGCUUGCACUGCUGUACCUGUACAGCUUCGCACGGUGGUAUUUUGCAGCCAUGAUCAUCUUCUUUGUUGUGCAACAAAAGGUAUUUGGAGGGCUGGAACUGAUUGAACUUGCUUGUCAUCGAUACUUCAAAAAGCAACAGAAAUUUCAUGAAACAAAAAUAAAAAACAAUUAGUUUUGGGGUAGGGGAAAACAUAAAAAUGGGUGGCUUAGAGAUGUCCUGCAAAUGUUAUGCACAGGAAAGAAUUUUUGCAUGAGAAUUGUGUGUUAUUGUUGCCAUUGCUAGACAUUUGCACUGGAUUCUGUGACAAGAAAGGCAACGUUAGUUAUUGCUAUGUGUGAAAGUGGUAGUUUUAUCUCUGAAUGUACUCUCAACUUUGCCCUGGCCUGCAGCUGGCAGCUGCAUCCUGCUGUAACCCAGAAACACACUGCUGGAUUACUGAACAAUCAUAAGAACUCUGGUAAAUGUGACAUGCACUGAACUUUCCUGUGGAAACCCAGACUCUCCAGCUGAGAGAGACGGAUGUAUGAUUUCUGUGUAACCACAGUGUCGUACAGUGAGCACCGGAUUUGGAAAACUGUUAAGUGUAAGAGUGUCGUGAUGGUGCAGGUGGAAGGUGGAGGAAAAGGUGUUCUGUUCCUUUUUUCUAUUUCAAAUAUUCAAAGUGAUUUUAAAAUAACAUUUUCGUGUAAGGUUUUCCAGACACUGCUGAGCCCACUGCUAUUGAGCCACUCUGGCUUGGUCACUCAGAAGGACUUUUAAGCCUUGCAGCCUCGUAUUGUAGUGCAUAAAACCAGCACUGGCUCUGCCUCUGUUUAAGUCUUACCUGAUUCUUUAAUAGGCCUGUGCAGCUAAAUUUUGAUUUUUCCCUGUUCCAGUCUCUCCGUGAGCUGCGGGAGACUUGUUCCUGCUGUAGUGUACAGAGCUGCAGGAGAGGAAAGCUGGCUUUUUGCUGGGUUGGUGGUGGUUUUUUUCUGUAGGGGCAAAAUUAAGUGUCUGUCUCUGAGUAGCUGGCCAAUGUUUUUCAAAAAGAUCUCCUUGUAGACAUUAUUUGAUAGAAAACAUUUUAUAAUAUUUAUUUUUUGAGGCAGACAAGAUAUCUUUUUUUGAAGCAUUUAUUUGGUUUUCAUGUUGCUUCCCUGGGCAUUUCAAUGUCUGUGUAGAUAGGUAGGCAGACUGCUUGUUCUACACAUAUCAGCCAGACCUACUGAAAUACAUCUGAUGCAGUGGUUGUUCCUUGUAGGUGCCAGAGAUGGAUUUCAGACUAUUGCAGCACAGGGGAUUGAGCUACAUCUUCCCUUUGUGGUAUUCUCUUCUGUCGCCUGAUGACAUUGUUCCCUUUCCAACCUCCUUUGCAGUUUUUGAGGGCUCCCACUCAAAACCCUUUCCCUUCUUUGCAUGACAUUCAGAAAACCUGAAGGCUUAAACCCUGACAGGGCACUUCCAAGUGUAUUCCUUCUCAUAUAUAAUACAAGUGGUGUUCAUGCUGACAUAAAUGACAUAAACAUCACCAGUGCUUAGGCCACUUCGUGUUGGAUUUGUCUUUCAACCUCAAGAAUGUUGGACCACUUGAUUCCCUGUAUUGCUGCAACACAUGAAGGCUUCUUGUUUGAGCUAUGCUGAGAUGUCGCGGCUCCAUACACUCAGUGGCAUUGCCAUGAAAUGUCAGAGCACAGCGUGCAAAGUGUAUCUUGUGCUGAGUAUCUUCAGCAUUGGGUCAGCAUGGAAAACACAUCGGUGUUCUUCUAAAUUACAACACUACACAGGUUGUCUGAUGUGUUUUUAUCAAAGGCCAUUCUUUGAACGAAUCACCAGCCUCUUCAACUGUUUGCUGUAAGGUGACAAGUAUUUUUUAAUCUAUACUUAUAACGACUAAUUGUUUAUUAUGCGGAAAGUACUUGAAGCCAUCUGUUUUACUGAUUUUUUAAUCCCGUUUUUCUUAAAUGAAAGUAGGUUUAUAUUUAGGAUUAUGUUUCUUAAUGAGUUUUUCAUAUUUAUAUUCGAGUCCCUGGAGGCUGACAACUGGUGUUUCAUUGUCCCAAGUGGAAGGAGGCUCUUUCUACACUAAAGGGACCAUAUUUAAUGUAGUUCUGUGACUUCAAAGGCACGAGUGCAGCUUAAACCUACAUAGCCUGGGUUUUCCUCUCCCCAUAAUCUGCUUUGGUGCAGUUCUCUGCACGUACAGGUAACUUGCUGCAAGGGAAAACCCAAAAAACCUCAUUUAUCAUUAAAUAAAGCCUCAGAGGCUUCUUCUAGUCUGUCCUGAGCCAGGGCUCUGCUUUCACACCAGGAGUAGCCACGGCUGGACUCUUCCAACAGCCUUAAUGCAGUCUUCAGGAAUGACUUUGAAGGGCAGGUUGUAUGUGUUGGCGACAUAAAUACUGGCUGUGCUUUUGUCAGUCGUUCAGAGAACUUUGUGGUGUCAUCAAAUGUGUCAGAAACAUCAGUGUGAGUCUUGGUUGUGCAGCAGUGUGCUGAUUUGCAUCCAUGUGCGAUUAGAGUUGGGCUCUGAAAAUGCAAUCAAAUGCAGCCCAUCGGUGACACAAGGAGUUUUCUCCCAGCUGGAACCAGACAUGUAACCUGCUGCAACGUGGUGAACAUCUUGCAGAUCUGUAAUUCAUCUCCAUCUCUUGAUUCAGACUGGAGGGAAAGAAUAAUCUUCUUGUCAGCUGCAAAUGUCACAUUUGCAGUGCCUGACUCUGUCAUGCAGGGCAGCACAUCGUGAGUGAAGAAUCCUCUUCUCAAAGAAGGGUAUUGGCUUUGUGACUGAUGUAAAUUUUCACAUUAGGAGCAUCGUUUUCCAGCUCAAUUAGAAAUGCAAGACGGGGAAAAAAAAUGGAAUAAAAAGUUUUGUGGGUGUAGAAGCUUCUGUGUUCAAAAAGUGGUUAGGGAAUUGGGGGAGGAUCUGUCUGUGAAUGCUUUUUUGUCUCUUUGGUAAGAUUGUAGCUUUUUACUCAAAAGGUUCCAGUAUCCAGAUUUUUUUUGAGACUGUUUUAUUCUCACUUGCCCCGUUUCCCUACUCGCAGCGCACUAAGACAUGCUGGGUCAAUCACCUGGAAAUUAUUUCAGUGCUGUAUAUGAAAGGUGCUGGUGCUCCAGGAAUCACCUAUCCCCUCUGUGGAACAUGUAGUGGCAACUGCUUCGACUACAGGCCCUACAGAUCUUGUUUACGUUAUCCAAGAUCAAUGACUGCUUUCUCUGCUGUUAUGGAUACUGUACUCGUUUACUCAAUCAAUGUUUCCCCAUCGCAUCAGGGGUUUCCUUGUCUCUGCUUGGAAGAGAAGGCUGAAAUCCUGUCUGUGUUUGUCACCAGGCUCAUCUAGGCAGCAGGAUGUCACACUGAGACUGCUCUCUUGGGUGCAAAGCUGCAAGGCCCAAAGCUGCUCUCUAAGGUGUUGUCUGGAUCAUACAAAACGUAGUUCCUAGUUUUGUGCAUUGCAUCAAUCUCUCUUCUUUAAGAAAGAUCUGUGUUUUUAUAACUUAUUUUAUAUGUGCACUGUGGGUAAGGAAACACCAGAUACCACAAACCUACAGAAAGCCUUAGUCCUCAGAGUUCACGUAUAUCGGAAUGUUUUAACCAUGUACCAGUUAUUCUAUUGCAACAAUAAAGACCUGAAGCAUU
Molecule: messenger RNA, 4760 nt
Organism: Cuculus canorus (common cuckoo)
Lineage: Eukaryota; Metazoa; Chordata; Aves; Cuculiformes; Cuculidae
Gene: LCLAT1
Product: lysocardiolipin acyltransferase 1
Exons: 6
Coding region: 176-1312 (378 amino acids)
Cellular component (GO): endomembrane system
Molecular function (GO): acyltransferase activity
Source: RefSeq, a predicted model, not a curated record